Messenger RNA from Fraxinus pennsylvanica, 312 nucleotides. The record is from the annotation of a GenBank genome assembly. Lineage: Eukaryota; Viridiplantae; Streptophyta; Magnoliopsida; Lamiales; Oleaceae.
AUGGGGGUGAAAGCCAGUAAGAUGAGCAGAUUUGUGAGCGUACGCAGUGUGAAGCGCUUGAAUGGACCUUCAACGGCACCACCAAGGGGGUAUAUUCCAGUUGCAGUUGGAGUGAAUGAUGAAAUGAAGCGUUUUAUGGUGCAUACCACAGCUUUAUAUGAUGCAGAAUUCUUGGAGUUGCUGUGUAGAUCAGCUGAGGAAUAUGGUUUCUGCAAUGAAGGCAUUCUCAGGAUUCCUUAUGAUGCAAAGGCUUUCGAGGAACGGAUAAGUAAAGGGCACACGCAGAAGAUGGUUAAGGUUUGGCCAAAGUAG